AUGUUAUUUUUUCUUAUUUAUAUUACAUAAACUCUUUGUUAUUUGAUAUUUGAAUAAAAAGGAAGAAUUAACAAUUCAUUACAUAUCGAAUUAAACAUUACAAAAGAAGAAAAACAACUAUUAGAUAAAGACUUUUUAUGGUUCGAUUUUUAAUUUGAUUUUCCAACACCAAUAUCAAUCUAAAUCUAAAAUACAACUACUUAAUUCCUUUAAUUACUUGAAGUCAAAAUUGAAGAAGCUUAAUAUGGACUUUUUAUAUGUAAAGACUAUUAAUUAUCUAAUCUAAAAACCGAAAUCAUACUUGAUCCAUCCCCAUAGUAUUAAGAUUAAUGGUAUAAGUAUAAUGUUUAGGUUAAUAAAUUUCCAAGAUUUCUCACAAGAUUUCAACCUGAAUUAGGUUUUACUAAAAACUCUUCAGAAGUAUUUUAUUUUAUCAAUAUGACUUAUGAAACUUCUGGCUUUUAUCUAAUUGAAAUUAAUUAUUAUUAUGGAUUUGGAAAUUUGGAACUUUAAACUUGUAAAAAUGAAGCUUGUUUUAAUUAAAAUAAUGAGACCAAAUUAUUACUUAAUUUUUCAUAAAUAGAAUGCAUUUAAAUUUACCAUGAUUCUUUCUAAGAUCUUUGUAGUCAUCAACUUAAAGUAACUACUUAUAAUUCCACAUAUUAUUAUUUAACUUUUAAACACUAUAGUUCUGCUAAUGUAUAAUAUGUAAAACCUAAUAGAAUUACGUAAAUUGAAACCCUAAAUAAAGAAGCUUCUCUUGUAUUAGAUGAUUUAAAUGAAUUAAAUUUUAUCUAUUUAAAUUAAAAGAUAAAAGCAAUCUAAUUCUCCUAAAACUCUAGAAAACACUUUUAUAAUAAUGUUAUAAUUUUGCUAAAAGAACAAUAAAAUUUUCAGGAUUGGGAUUAAAAUUUUUAUAUUUAAUCUACAUCACACUAAAAUUUAACUUUAUAAUAUAUUAAUACAAUAUAGAUUCUCUAUUUGAAUUCAAAUUUUAGAUUAGAAUAAGAAGAGAACUCCUAUUAAUUCUUUUGUGUUCACACAAUAUUUUCUGAAUUCGUAUUUGAAAUAUUUGUUUAUGAUUAUGAACUUCUGGUCUAAAUUUAUUUUUCCAAUCAAACUUAAUUUCCAAAUGAACAUUAAAAUCAAUUUGAAUUAAUAGAAUCGAAUAUUAAGACAAUUUAAAUGAAUGGAAAUAAUAAAUAGUAUAUUGGUAUCAAAACUAAAUAAAGAACUAUAGAAUAUUAAUUAUAUAUAAGAGAACCUAUAUUCUAUCAUUUAAAUUUGUUUUAAUUAAGAACAAUUAACUAUUGUAAAACAUGUUAGAUGGAGUUCAAAUAUUUAUCAAAAUCGAAUGGAGAAAUGUAAUUCCAUAUAUAUUAUCAUUAAAUGAAAUAUGAAGAAGAUCAUUCUCUAUUUGAAAUAAAGUUUAUUGAGAAUGGUAAAUUCAUUCGCUAAUCAUAAACUUAUCAUUCAAAAAAUUAUCUGAGAUUAUCUCUUUUAAUGGAAGAGGGAUUGCUAUACACUAUAAUUACUAGAAGUAAAAUUUAAUAAGAUAUUGAACUUAAAAUAACUGAUACAAAAAUAUUAGAUAUUAAAAUUGAAGAAGAUAUUUCAUCAAUUGAUUUUAAAGUAGAAAUAUUUAAGUUAGAAAAUAAUAAUAAUAAUAUAUAUUAUUUUUAUUUCAAAGAAGAUAUAUAAGAAAAAAUUGAAAUUCUAAAUAGAGAUGGCGAAUCAGAAAUUAAGAAAAUUGCAUCAAAUUAUUAUGAAGUCUUAUUCAUCAAUAAAUAAAAGGAUAGCUUUUUUAUUUAUUUUAUGAUAGCAGGCAUAAACUCUUAAAUUACAUUUUAGGUAUAAGAAAAAAGUUGUGAAAUCAUUAAAACUAUUUCUAAUCAUAUAUUUUUAUCCCCCCUUAAAUAUUAAUAAGAACUCAAAAGCCUUAUUCUUUCUACUUAGAUUAUUGAUUGUGAAUAAUUAAAAUGUGAUGAAUUAGAAAUUUCCAAAAUACUUAUCAUAACAAAAAUAGUUUAUAAAAAUAAAACGAAUGAAUAUACAAAAGGAUACUAUAAUUUAAGCUAAUAUCAUGAAACCUUAAAUGAAUUAUAUGAACCUAUCUAGAAUAUUUAAUCAAUUUAAUUGAUUGCAUCUAUUAAUUCGAAUAAUAAUAAUUUUAAUUUUAGCUCUAAUGAAUAUUAAUUAUUACUGAAAAAUUAAAUAAUGUUAUAAAGGUAAGAACCUUAACUAAAAAAUCUAUUAUUUGCUAUUGUAUAUAUAGUUUUCAUUAUUUUUCUGGGAUACAUAGUCUUUAAAAUGAUUUUUAGAAAGAAAGUGUCAAUCUUUCCAAAAAGAGUGAAAAAUUAUGAAGAUGAAGAAGAAUCUAUAUAAAUUGAUGAUUUGUGA
Messenger RNA from Paramecium sonneborni, 2400 nucleotides. NCBI's taxonomy places the organism in Eukaryota, Ciliophora, Oligohymenophorea, Peniculida, Parameciidae. The record is from the annotation of a GenBank genome assembly.